ACGCUCUUUUUCCAUUCGUCGAAACCCUAGCUAGCUCUUUUAUUCAUUUUUCUUUAGCUUGCUUUCAGAUUUUUAUUUCCUCUCUUUCGAUUCUAUUCUUUUCAUUCCGUCGACAUAACCAUCAAAAUGGCCGGCAAAGGAGAAGGCCCAGCGAUCGGGAUCGAUCUCGGGACUACGUACUCGUGCGUGGGAGUUUGGCAACACGACCGCGUCGAGAUCAUCGCCAAUGACCAGGGUAACAGAACAACGCCGUCCUACGUUGGCUUUACGGAUACGGAGCGUUUGAUCGGUGAUGCGGCCAAGAACCAGGUCGCCAUGAACCCUAUCAACACGGUCUUUGAUGCAAAGAGGUUAAUUGGCCGGAGAAUUAGUGAUGCCUCUGUUCAGAGCGACAUGAAAUUGUGGCCAUUCAAGGUCAUUCCCGGCCCUGGAGAGAAGCCCAUGAUUGUGGUCAACUACAAGGGUGAGGAGAAGCAAUUUGCUGCUGAAGAAAUCUCUUCCAUGGUUCUUAUGAAGAUGCGCGAGAUUGCAGAGGCUUACCUUGGUUCCACAAUAAAGAACGCUGUGGUCACUGUACCUGCAUACUUCAAUGACUCUCAGCGUCAGGCUACAAAGGACGCUGGUGUUAUUGCAGGUCUCAAUGUUAUGCGUAUCAUCAAUGAGCCCACGGCUGCUGCCAUUGCUUACGGUCUUGACAAGAAGGCAACCAGUGUUGGCGAGAAAAAUGUCUUGAUUUUUGAUCUUGGUGGUGGUACCUUUGAUGUCUCUCUUCUCACUAUUGAGGAGGGUAUCUUUGAGGUGAAGUCUACAGCUGGUGACACCCAUCUUGGUGGAGAGGAUUUUGAUAACAGAAUGGUGAACCACUUUGUUCAGGAGUUCAAGAGGAAGAACAAGAAGGACAUUAGUGGCAAUCCAAGAGCUCUUAGGAGGUUGAGGACAGCAUGUGAGAGGGCAAAGAGAACUCUCUCUUCCACUGCCCAGACUACCAUUGAAAUUGAUUCUUUGUAUGAAGGCAUUGAUUUCUACUCUACCAUUACUCGUGCCAGAUUUGAAGAGCUCAACAUGGAUCUCUUCAGGAAGUGCAUGGAACCUGUUGAGAAGUGUCUGAGGGAUGCCAAGAUGGACAAGAGCACUGUCCAUGAUGUUGUCCUCGUUGGUGGCUCCACCAGAAUUCCCAAGGUCCAGCAGCUUUUGCAGGAUUUCUUCAAUGGGAAGGAGCUAUGCAAGAGCAUCAAUCCUGAUGAGGCCGUUGCUUAUGGUGCUGCAGUCCAGGCUGCUAUUUUGAGUGGUGAGGGUAAUGAGAAGGUGCAGGAUCUCCUGCUCUUGGAUGUCACCCCUCUCUCUUUGGGUCUGGAAACUGCCGGUGGUGUCAUGACCGUGUUGAUUCCCAGGAACACUACCAUCCCCACAAAGAAAGAACAGGUGUUCUCUACUUAUUCGGACAACCAGCCUGGUGUGUUGAUCCAGGUCUACGAGGGUGAGAGAACAAGGACCAGGGACAACAACUUGCUCGGUAAAUUUGAGCUUUCAGGAAUCCCUCCUGCUCCCAGGGGCGUUCCUCAGAUCACAGUAUGCUUUGAUAUUGAUGCCAACGGUAUUUUGAAUGUAUCUGCGGAGGACAAAACCACGGGUCAAAAGAACAAGAUCACAAUCACAAAUGACAAGGGUAGACUCUCAAAGGAGGAGAUAGAGAAGAUGGUUCAAGAGGCAGAGAAGUACAAAUCUGAGGAUGAAGAGCACAAGAAGAAGGUGGAGGCCAAGAAUGCACUGGAGAAUUACGCAUACAACAUGAGGAACACGGUGAAGGAUGAGAAGAUUGGUGCCAAGCUUGGUUCAGAUGAUAAGAAGAAGAUUGAUGACGCCAUCGAGCAGGCCAUCCAAUGGCUGGACAACAACCAACUGGCGGAGGCAGAUGAGUUUGAGGACAAGAUGAAGGAGUUGGAGAGCAUCUGCAACCCAAUAAUUGCAAAAAUGUACCAAGGUGCUGGUGCUGACAUGGGUGGUGGAGUUGAUGAUGAUGGUCACGAUCACGGUCACGGUCACGCCGGAGGAAGUGGUGCUGGCCCCAAGAUCGAGGAAGUUGACUAAUUUAUGGUUUUUCUUAUUUGAUUCUAUCAGAUUUCGGGGCUUUGAACUUUAAUCAGUAUUUUUUGUUCAAAGCCAAAAUUUUAUGUUCUAUGCUGCUCUGCUACUUCGAUUUGAUUUUACCCACGCGAUGAAAUCGUUGCAUUGUUGCCUGGCAACCUUUUGCCAAGCUAAAUUUCUUUGCUCUUUGGAAUAUGGUAUUACCAUUAGAUAAUUCUUCCUCGUAAAUUGAUUAUUUUCCCCCUAUUUUUAUUUAA
Carya illinoinensis is the source of this 2342-nucleotide messenger RNA. Its product is annotated as heat shock cognate 70 kDa protein 2-like. The record is from RefSeq and is a predicted model, not a curated record. Gene Ontology annotation, molecular function: misfolded protein binding; ATP-dependent protein folding chaperone; ATP hydrolysis activity. Lineage: Eukaryota; Viridiplantae; Streptophyta; Magnoliopsida; Fagales; Juglandaceae. Bases 127 to 2088 code for a protein of 653 amino acids. Gene Ontology annotation, biological process: cellular response to unfolded protein; protein refolding. Gene Ontology annotation, cellular component: cytoplasm. The transcript has 2 exons.